Messenger RNA from Dermochelys coriacea (leatherback sea turtle), 1088 nucleotides. It is a transcript of the gene SOD3, whose product is annotated as superoxide dismutase 3. Gene Ontology annotation, molecular function: copper ion binding; superoxide dismutase activity. Lineage: Eukaryota; Metazoa; Chordata; Testudines; Dermochelyidae. The record is from RefSeq and is a predicted model, not a curated record. Gene Ontology annotation, biological process: removal of superoxide radicals. The transcript has 2 exons. The coding region runs from base 84 to 899 and encodes 271 amino acids.
UGUUAUCCAACUUUUAUAUAAACAGGCAGCUCUCAUAAGCCUCAACUGCAGAGAGGUCUGAAAUUUGGGCUGAUCACUGCUCCAUGUUCACAAAAGCAGAGACUGCAACUCACUGUGAAGAGCUUUUGGAAAAUUUUUUGAAAAGGUUGGGAAUUGCAAACAUGUUUCUGUUCCUUUACCUGGCCAUCAGCCUGGGCCUCUCUGCAUCUGGUGUUGUGAGGGGAGAUGGUGAGGCUGAUUCCAAUGGAGACAGCCCACUUCAAGACAUACAGAAAAAAGUGAAUGACCUGUGGCAGAAUUUACUCUACCCACAGUUCAUCAAUGAGGAGACUGACCAGGCAGGUUAUGCCACUUGUGAAGUGAAGCCCAGCUCCAACCUAGAUGCUGACAAGCCACAGGUGACAGGCCAAGUCUUGUUCAGACAGUCCUACUCAAAUGGAAAACUAGAGGCUCUCUUUGACUUGAAUGGGUUUCCAUCAGGCAGCAAUCAGUCUGGCAGAGCUAUUCACAUCCAUAAGCUCGGAGACCUCAGCAACAGCUGUGACUCUACUGGGGGGCACUAUAACCCUUUCAACGUGAACCAUCCUCGCCAUCCAGGGGAUUUUGGCAACUUCUACUCUAAAGAAGGCAAAAUUAGAAAAUACAAGCCAAAUCUGCUCGCCACUCUGUUUGGUCCCUACUCCAUCAUGGGGAGAUCCAUUGUGAUCCACGAGCAGGAAGAUGACAUGGGCAAGGGUAACAAUAAAGCCAGUUUGGAGAAUGGGAACGCUGGCAGACGUCUAGCUUGCUGCGUCAUUGGGAUAUGCAACAAGAACUUAUGGGAGAAAAAGCUUCCUGACAUAACAGAGAGGAGGAAGAAGAGGAUCACAAAUGAGCACAAAACCACCAGGCCUAACUGAAGACCAACAUACCAUCCAUUGCCUAGGCAGCACAGAAUAGAUAUAGUCCAUAUAGUUGAUCACAGAGACAUGCAACAGGUUCCCUGUUUCCAUUGAGUCUCUGUCCUACUGCUCUCUAAGAAAUGCAUAUUACUCUUUAGAGGUUUUUCCCUUCUGUAAGUAGAUUAAUAAAAAACAGCAUCAACUCAA